This is a messenger RNA of Schistosoma spindalis, 911 nucleotides long. Lineage: Eukaryota; Metazoa; Platyhelminthes; Trematoda; Strigeidida; Schistosomatidae. The record is from the annotation of a GenBank genome assembly.
GACACCAUCGUCAUUCCUACACACUAAACACCGAACAAGACAAACAAGCAAACUUCACAGUACGUCACUCAAUCCGUCAAUUGAUUUCACUGAAUGUUUCACUCAAUCAAAGUGACAUGACACUUUCUCCCACCGAUCAAACCUCACAAUGUCAGUAACGAUUUGUUGAAGACUAGCAUUCAAUUGGUUGACCGACAAAUUGACAACUUCACAAACGUAUAAAUUCUAGUCCACAACUCACUGGAACAUCAGAAAUCACCAAACGUACAAAUGCAAAGAACAUUGGUGAGGCAUUCAUUCGUCUAACCAAACAAAACUCUCUCUCUCUCUUUCUCUCUCACACACAGGUGACAAUAUUGACUUUCGCCUUCGCUGUGAACUAUCUGGAUGUGGUGCACUGUGAUGGAGAUGACGCACCCUCAUCUCCAGUCAAAUCACCUGAUCAGCAACCAGCUGCAACAGCCGCACCGAAUUCACCUGCAGCACCAGACACACCAGCAGCAGCUUCAGCAAAACCAGGUAAGUCCAUCCACUCUUCAUUCUUGGUGUGCAUUGAAUUUUGCUUGGGAAUGAUUUCCCAGUGUGCAUCACUCGAAUCAUGUGUCCCCGUGUUCAGACUGUGGACAGUGCAUCUGUACUCUGAUUUUAUUCCACAGAUUCGCCUGCCAACACGAAGUCAACCACACGUCCGAAACCAUCGAAGAGAGGACCGAGACCAGCCUACCCACCCAGAUCACCACCACGUGUUCGUGGUCCGUACGCUCCAACACAUCAAAGAAAAUACUAACGUCCACCACGAGAUGGUAGAAAAUCGGUGCAAGUAUGAGGUGAACGGAGCCAAUGUGUUCCACGACAAUUCCCUCAAUUUUACAUAUGUAUCGAAUGACAACUGAAUAAAAUGUUAGGCCCCA